AACGGCGAUCAGCCCACAUGCAAGCAGGCAAGAGAAGCACGCCGGCUGCAAGCGCGAGCGCAAGCGGGCCGACGAGCGAGUCGACCGCCCAUGCCGAGUCGACCAGCACCGACGAGGCGGCGAACGAAGUGGCGAUGGUGGCGACGGCGACAAGCGGACAGAGGACAAGGAUGGGGACGGGCGGAAAGCGGGGAAGCAAGGUCGAGCCAGCAAUGCGGGUGCACGAGCGGAGACAGAUCAUGGCCGAAGGUCUGACCGAGGAGCAGCGGGUGGCGCGCGAGUUCCGAUGGCUCAACCGCGGCAUCAUCCUCGUCCUCACCAUUGCCUUUACCAUCUACGUCAUGUACACAGUCAAUGAGUACCGGCAAGACAAGGAACAGCCAGGGACAACAGUCUCGGUCGACCAGGCCUCAUCGCUGGCGUAUCCGACCUUUACCUUUUGCAACAUCAACGACUACGACUUUGCUGUCCUAGUCGCUUUCCUCGGCCAAGGCAACGACGUACCGCAGCCCAUCGAGCAGACGGUGCACUUUGAGGAGGCCAUCUUCCGCGCCACUGGCAUGUACUGCUACACCACCAACUCGGCCCCGCGCGACGACUUUCCGCCGCCACCACCGGGUUCUGCCUCCCCGCCCUUUGUCGCAAGCGCAGCAUCGACCGACUACGCCCUCGAGAUCGUCUUUCUGCUCAACACCUCGCUCGCCAGCAACAACAUCCUCUUCUACGGCAUCGGUGUCAUGCCGUACCUGUUCGGGACCAAGCCGACCGAGAACGACGUCGACCGCAUGACCAACUUUGGCUCACCGGGCCUUUCCACCGUCAUGACCAUCAAGCGCGAGAUCUUUGAGAGCAUCAACAACGCCCAGUCAGUCUCGUACUCGAUCUCUCAGUCGACCAUCGCCCUCGCGCAGGACUCGCCACAGCUCGCAUCGAUCCCGCCCGGCUUUAGCGUUGUCCACAUACUUCUCCAGUACGAUAGUCUGAACACCGUCGUGACCAAGGAGACCUACGCAUACCCCAUGACCUCGCUGCUUGGUGAGCUCGCGGGCAUGGCUGGCACUAUCCUCGGCCUUGACUGCCUCUCUGGCAUUCUGCUCGUUCAGCUAUGUGGCUUCAAGAUGAUCCAGCGCCGCCGCAACGCCACCCAGCAGAAGCUGAACGAGCUCGAUUUUGCCGAGCCAUAGCAAGGCUGCCGCAGUCGGCGGUGGCCACCUGGAGAGCAAAAGCGGG
Thecamonas trahens ATCC 50062 is the source of this 1230-nucleotide messenger RNA. RefSeq lists its product as uncharacterized. The transcript has a single exon. The record is from RefSeq and is a predicted model, not a curated record. NCBI's taxonomy places the organism in Eukaryota, Apusomonadida, Apusomonadidae. Bases 18 to 1184 code for a protein of 388 amino acids.